AUGCUGUAUACGACGGAUGGCUUUCUACGCGCGAACUCCAUCACAUCUCUCAGUGAUCGUGUCCAGCAGAUCGCGACCCUCCUUACGACCGUGAACGGCAACAACAAGCGCCUCUUACUCGUUGCGGCCUCCAUUUACAUAGAAUCUUGCAGCUGGCUCGUUGAGAUCCUGCGCGGUCUCUCAGGCUUCAGUGUCGCCAACUCCUGUCGCGUCGACGAGAUUGUUCCCACGCUCUUUGCCCUCAGCGCAAGCACCCUGGACUCCCUACUACAACGCCUCAUCGGCGGGGCGCGCAAGGUGGUCAUUGAAAUGUUUACGCAUAUCAACAAGCACAGCCUUGACGCCGACUUUCCUGCGCGCGCAGUGUCACUAGCAAAGUUUGAGCGGUGGAGCGAUCACAUCACCACACUACGCCUCAAGGUCCCGAGAACCGCAUUCUUCUACCAGCUGCAUCAAGGCGCCGCAGCCGCAGCCGAUGGCGAUACCUUCUCAGCAAUGUCGGGUACGAAAGAGUUCAAGUCUGCGCUCGCGCUAUUGACGACCCUUCCUCGAUGCAAAGCUGUUCAGAUCCAGCACGACACCCCAAGCAGUGGCUGGCUCCUAUGCGACUACCAAUCCAGUCGACGGGAGGUCCGUGACAAGACCAUGGCUGUCCUGGGCGACGUGUUGCGCGAGAAUCUGGAGCAUGGUCUUGUCGGCUUCAUGCUUUCUUCGCACACGCAAUGGUACGAGGAGUACCGCCUAUGCUACUUCGAAGAACAAGAGAAGGAGGUAGAGAAGGAGACAGAGGAAGAAGAUCCACGCGCAGAGGCUGAGGAAGAUGGCCGACCAGCAGAGGUUGAGGAAGAUGGCCGACGCACAGAGCUGGAGGAAGAAGGCCGCGGCCAUGAAGAGACAGAAGAUGCAUACGCAGGCCAGUCCCGAGACAUGGUUCGUGAUGAGUAUCGCUCACGUGGGCUUCCUCGGCCUAUUCCCAAGAAGAAGGCGGACAUUGUGGCGGCUCUGCAGAAGGACGAUUUGAGGAGGUUGGAGUAG
Molecule: messenger RNA, 1035 nt
Organism: Alternaria incomplexa
Lineage: Eukaryota; Fungi; Ascomycota; Dothideomycetes; Pleosporales; Pleosporaceae
Exons: 4
Coding region: 1-1035 (344 amino acids)
Source: RefSeq, a predicted model, not a curated record